AUGCAAUUGAACAUGCCUUCAAGACAUUCCAGAUCGCACUCCCGAUCAUCAAGCACAAGUACCAGGAGACCCUCUCUGACAAGACAUAGGUCAUCUCAACGGUUAGUUCGCACGAUAAGUAUAGAAUCCUUCGAUUCACUGUCCCUCGAACCCACUGCUGCCUCUUCAGAACCACCACAAACACCUCCAACAUUUACAUCGGAAGAAUCCACAGAAUACAUAGAGGUACCCUUCGUGAAGGCAAGCUUGGACCCGACUUUACCGCAAGACUAUCUAAAGGAUGAUAUCCUCAAUCUAAUAAUACAGUUACAAAUUCCCAAAUGGUACCACCAUAGAAACUCCACUACCCGUGAACAACUUCAAUUGACCAAAAUAAAGGGUGCCAUGACGAACGCCAUCUUCAAAAUCGCAUACCCAGGCCUCCCCUCUCUUCUACUUCGAAUUUACGGACCCAAUAACGACACUAUUAUUGAUAGAGAGUAUGAGUUGCAAGUUUUAGCACGUCUUUCCGUGCGUCAUAUUGGGCCCUCUCUGUUUGGAUGCUUCUCUAAUGGUAGAUUCGAGCAAUUCCUCGAGAACGCAACCACGUUGAAUAAAGACGAUAUAAGGGACUGGAAGAUAUCACAACGGAUCGCUAGAAGAAUGAAGGAACUACACAUUGGGGUACCCUUAUUACCACAGGAGAAGACACAUGGACCUGCUGCAUGGCAGAAGAUUGUCAAAUGGAUGGAUGUGUUAGACAAGGGUGAUUACGCAUGGAUCGCCCAGGACAAGAACAUUCAGGAUGUGUUGUUUUGUAGGGACUGGUCUCAUUUUAAGAAGGUGGUCAAUACAUACCAAACAUGGCUCUCUAAGCAAGCUGGAUCCUCCAAUUUGGUAUUCUGUCACAACGAUGCACAAUACGGUAACUUACUAUUCAGUGCGCCUUUGGUCCGAUCACAAUCCACAGAUACAAUUACGGAUUCCUCUGCACCCAUAUCGACAGUUUCAUCGACAGGAUCAUUGUUCCCAGUCACAUCCAAAAUCCAAAUUGAUGCCAUCAUCAAACCCACCCGUCAAGAACAGAGUCAGGAUUCCAAGCUCGUCGUCAUAGAUUUCGAAUAUUCCGGCGCCAACCCAGCAGCAUACGACUUGGCUAACCAUUUCAGUGAAUGGAUGUACGAUUACAAUGGCUCUGAACCACAUAAGGCAUCGCAGGACAUGUGGCCCACGAAGGAACAAAUCUUAAAUUUCGUUUAUUCAUAUGUGUCACAUUUGAGAGGUGGUGCCAGGGACCCCAUAGAUGAGGAAGUGAAAAUGUUAUAUAAUUCUAUCUUGCAAUGGAGAGCUACAGCUCAAUUGUUUUGGUCUAUUUGGGCUAUCUUGCAGAGCGGGAAAUUGGAUGACAAGAGCAAGCAGGAGCAAGAAGUAUUGUUCGAUGGACCCAAUGGAGAACAGUACAUUAUCAAGACUGAUAAGGAGCAAGAUGAGACAGGUGUAGACGAUGUGUGCGACGAAGAAGAAGAGGAGGACGAGGAGAAGAAGGGAGGUGUCGAUAUCGAUUCAUUCGAUUACAUGGCUUACUGUAAGGAUAAAAUCACUUUGUUUUGGGGUGAUCUGAUCAAAUUUGAUGUGGUGGAUGCCGCUGACUGUUACAAACCCGAUUCAGUGAGAUAUCUGGAUACUGAACUUAUAUAA
Messenger RNA from Naumovozyma castellii, 1677 nucleotides. It is a transcript of the gene CKI1, whose product is annotated as bifunctional choline kinase/ethanolamine kinase CKI1. Lineage: Eukaryota; Fungi; Ascomycota; Saccharomycetes; Saccharomycetales; Saccharomycetaceae. The transcript has a single exon. Bases 1 to 1677 code for a protein of 558 amino acids. The record is from RefSeq and is a predicted model, not a curated record.